CGGCUCCUCCCCUUCAGCCUUGCAGUCUUGCACAGGUGUAGCGGCUCCUCCCCUUCAGCCUUGCGCAGCCUUGCGUGUGUAGCGGCUCCUCCCCUUCAGUCUUGCGCAGGUGUAGCGGCUCCUCCCCUUCAGUCUUGCGCAGGUGUAGCGGCUCCUCCCCUUCAGCCUUGCGCAGGUGUAGCGGCUCCUCCGCUUCAGCCUUGCGCAGGUGUAGCGGCUCCUCCCCUUCAGCCUUGCGCAGGGUGUAGCGGCUCCUCCCCUUCAGCCUUGCCUUGCGCAGGUGUAGCGGCUCCUCCCCCUCAGUCUUGCGCAGGUGUAGCGGCUCCUCCCCCUCAGCCUUGCGCAGGUGUA
This is a messenger RNA of Staurois parvus, 351 nucleotides long. The record is from the annotation of a GenBank genome assembly. NCBI's taxonomy places the organism in Eukaryota, Metazoa, Chordata, Amphibia, Anura, Ranidae.